Messenger RNA from Plasmodium yoelii, 1284 nucleotides. Its product is annotated as circumsporozoite protein precursor. Gene Ontology annotation, cellular component: cell surface. Lineage: Eukaryota; Apicomplexa; Aconoidasida; Haemosporida; Plasmodiidae. The coding region runs from base 1 to 1284 and encodes 427 amino acids. The transcript has a single exon. The record is from RefSeq and is a predicted model, not a curated record.
AUGAAGAAGUGUACCAUUUUAGUUGUAGCGUCACUUUUAUUAGUUGAUUCUCUACUUCCAGGAUAUGGACAAAAUAAAAGUGUCCAAGCCCAAAGAAACUUAAACGAGCUAUGUUACAAUGAAGAAAAUGAUAAUAAAUUGUAUCACGUCCUUAACUCGAAGAAUGGAAAAAUAUACAAUCGAAAUAUAGUCAACAGAUUACUUGGCGAUGCUCUCAACGGAAAACCAGAAGAAAAAAAAGAUGAUCCCCCAAAAGAUGGCAACAAAGAUGAUCUUCCAAAAGAAGAAAAAAAAGAUGAUCUUCCAAAAGAAGAAAAAAAAGAUGAUCCCCCAAAAGAUCCUAAAAAAGAUGAUCCACCAAAAGAGGCUCAAAAUAAAUUGAAUCAACCAGUAGUGGCAGAUGAAAAUGUAGAUCAAGGGCCAGGAGCACCACAAGGGCCAGGAGCACCACAAGGGCCAGGAGCACCACAGGGGCCAGGAGCACCACAGGGGCCAGGAGCACCACAAGGGCCAGGAGCACCACAAGGACCAGGAGCACCACAAGGGCCAGGAGCACCACAAGGGCCAGGAGCACCACAAGGGCCAGGAGCACCACAGGGGCCAGGAGCACCACAAGGGCCAGGAGCACCACAAGGACCAGGAGCACCACAGGGUCCAGGAGCACCACAAGGACCAGGAGCACCACAAGGACCAGGAGCACCACAAGGUCCAGGAGCACCACAGGGUCCAGGAGCACCACAGGGUCCAGGAGCACCACAAGGACCAGGAGCACCACAGGGGCCAGGAGCACCACAAGGACCAGGAGCACCACAAGGACCAGGAGCACCACAGGGGCCAGGAGCACCACAAGGGCCAGGAGCACCACAAGAACCACCCCAACAACCACCCCAACAACCACCACAACAGCCACCACAACAGCCACCACAACAGCCACCACAACAGCCACCACAACAACCACGCCCACAGCCAGAUGGUAAUAACAACAAUAACAAUAAUAAUGGUAAUAAUAAUGAAGAUUCUUAUGUCCCAAGCGCGGAACAAAUACUAGAAUUUGUUAAACAGAUAAGUAGUCAACUCACAGAGGAAUGGUCUCAAUGUAGUGUAACCUGUGGUUCUGGUGUAAGAGUUAGAAAACGAAAAAAUGUAAACAAGCAACCAGAAAAUUUGACCUUAGAGGAUAUUGAUACUGAAAUUUGUAAAAUGGAUAAAUGUUCAAGUAUAUUUAAUAUUGUAAGCAAUUCAUUAGGAUUUGUAAUAUUAUUAGUAUUAGUAUUCUUUAAUUAA